This is a messenger RNA of Schistosoma rodhaini, 4120 nucleotides long. The record is from the annotation of a GenBank genome assembly. Lineage: Eukaryota; Metazoa; Platyhelminthes; Trematoda; Strigeidida; Schistosomatidae.
CUUUAAUAAGAUGCAGCAUAACAAACUCAUUAACCUGUUGUCGUGAAUGAUUUGUAGUCACGGUGUUGAUAGUCUCAUAUUUGAGAAAUCUUCGUCUUCAGAGUAUGAACCUGAUAUACUUCGAAAUCUUAACUGCAUUUGUUGUUUGACAUCCGUUAUUUUCGACCAAUCCUUGGAGCAUAAUAUCCGUCAACUAUAUGCAAACAAGUAUUUGAACUUUAUUGAGGUCUCCAAUCUUCGCUGUGAAACUAUAAUCUGCAGUGAAAAGUUGCUCGACAAGUCUAUAACUGCUAUUUUAAGGACGAAUUCUACAAAACUUCUUGAGAAAGAUCAAUGUACUUUUACAGUUUUGCAAUGUUUGUUUCUUCUAUCUAGUCCCAAACUAAAGCUUAAGUAUCUGAGUUACACAUACUAUCAGGUUAUCGCAACCAUUGACAAAAGUCAGGAUUACAUUUAUAGCCUUAAGCUGUUUUGCAGUUUAUUGGACAACAUCGCAGCUGCAAAUUCGGCGCUUCCAGAUCUAAUAACAAAUUAUAUUUUCGUAUUAAUUAAUACCAUAUCUUCUUAUCUGGAAUCAUUUUCAAUCUGCUACUUGAAUUGUCUUCUUAAGCACCUUCCAAGAAAGUGUUUUGAGUCAGUAAGGAUCAGUUUCCAGAAAGUUGCGGAGUUGAUCCUGAGAAACAAGAACAGGGACGUUGUGGAAAUCGGACUAGAUUGUUUGUUCAGAUUGUCCCUCUGCAAUAAAAGCUUUGUUGAAAUUUGCAAAUAUAAAGAGCUUCCAGUGGUUUUACGUGCCCUUCUAAAUUCUAAUGAUGAUCAAAUUAAAGAAAUUACAUUUAUAUUCAUUGAACUCCUGGUUGAUAAGUUUAAUGGUGAUGCAACUAAAUUGAUUUGUACAUCUGGUGUUAUUGAACUCCUGUUUGGCAAUAUUUCUUUUAAAAACCCUUGUUUCAGAAAUGUUUUGAAAUGCUUACAAAGAAUAGGCACAGAAGUAGAGCUGAUGUCUUCAAGUUUUGUGCCUCAUGGAAUUAGCCAAAUUGUAAAAGCCAUUGAUUCAAACCAUGACUACGAAAAUGGACUUUUGCCAGUGCUUGUGAAGAUUACAAAUAGUUUUAUAAUGUAUUAUAAUGGCCCAUUGGACCUUUUUAUAUGCCCGUCAAUUUUAGGACAGUUUCUGAAGGCUAUUUCAGAUAUUAUGGAAGAUUGCACAGCACAAUUGGGAAUAUUAGGAAUAACCUGUGUCGCUAAUAUCUUCAGAUAUGAAAGAGAGACAGAAAGUAUGCCACUUAAGGAACUCAACAAAUUUCUAAAUUUCGUCGAACGUUUUGCAAGAAAACAAAUUUAUAAUUCUAGACACCUUAAACAAUCGAAUAAAGAAUGUGUGAUCACAAAGUCAGACAUGAAAAUAGAAGAAAAGUCUUUGUGUAUUUUAUUACCAACUUUGCUGAGUUUGUUAAGGGAGGUGCACGCCUUCUUGUAUACGAAUAAAAAGACCCCGAUAAAAAUACCUGAAGUAAUUAUGGAAAUUGAAUGCUCUCUCUCGUAUAUAUUUUUUUCUGUAGUGAUGAAUUUAGUUUCUCAAUUAAUAUAUAAAAAUGUUACUGUGGAGGAUUUGCUAUCGGUGCUAAGGAUAACGACAAUGUACGCUUAUGGCAUAUGCUCAGACAUUUCAGUUAAGGAGAUUACCAAUAUUUGUGGAGGAAUUUUUGAUCAAUUUCAGACCUUUAAAAACUGUGUUUCAAACGCUCUCAAAGACAAAAUUUGCGAAAGUUUCACUUUGCUUCUUCCACUGUUUUACAAGAUUUGCUUUUUGGUCGGUACUGAGAACGUUAAACCGGCUUUAUUUUCACCUGGCUACCAUACAUUUAACGAUAAAAAGCAGGAGCUCAGCGUCCCGUUUUGUUCCAUGUCUUUCCCGAAAGAAGUUUUGCUAGCUGUGAUAACAAUCAACUCCAGUAUAUAUAACAAUCUUAGUAUUUCGCAUUUAUCAAAGCGUAGACAUUUAACUGACGUCCUAAAGAGAGAUGAGUUUAAAAUUUGGAUUUCUACUUUAGUUCGUGGAUUCAAAUAUUUUACGAGUGUGGAUUUUGAGUACCUUGAAAAAUACAUGGCCUUAAGUAUACGAGGACAAGAAUUCAUUGAUAUUUCUGCUUCAGCAAUAUCCGUUGUAUGCGUCCUUAUCAAUUGUAAUAUCAAACAUAUUAAAAAGCUGCAGAGAUCCCCCUUGGUUGAAGAUGGAGAUCACGAGGCAAAUUCACUUGGGCAUUGUUUUAUUUUCCCAAGCAAAGCUUUAAAGCAAAUAAUUCAGUUUCCGACAAAGGCAGGAGUCAACUUCUUUCUUCUGGUUUCGGUUUUAAUCACCGUAGAAUUUCUCAUCACAUAUAUGUGUUUGCCGAAGUUUCGGAAUGUUUUCGAUAAUUCUGCGAUCAUCGAUGAGUAUAAUAAAGGUUUAGAUAUUUUAUCUUUAGCACUGUUUGAUCGUUUACAGCCCGUACAUACUCUGGUUCUAUUGCGCACUCCACGAUUUUCUACUUACUUAGAAAACUGCAGUCCCUGCUGGAUUAAAAUGGCCCAAAAAAUUAUACUACAGUGUCACAGUGAUGAACUGUUGAUUGAGGAACAAGUAUUUUCACUACUUCCCACAACUUACAUUUUAUUAUCCAAUACUUGGACAGUAUGGUACAACAGUUUGAUGAAGUUUGACAAUGCGGAUGUCCUUCAGCGUUUAGUUCUAACUUUCGAAAUACAAACACUCAGCUUAAAGGAAAAGGAUGGGUCGAUAGAAACUAGUCAUUCUUCUGUUCAGAGAAAACAGUUAGCACUUUAUAUUUGUGAUUGUCUCUCAAUACUGCCAAAUAACCUUCCGGGAUCGUUUUCAGACGUCUUCACUUCUAACUAUGAGCUGAAAUAUGCGUAUGUGAAAAUGCUAAAAGUAACCUGCAUGUUUCUACACGAAGUCUUCCUUUAUUCUCAGUUUGUUAUUAUGGUGGCACAACAAAUUAUUGGACUUUUAGCGAAUGAGCGUUUCGAUCCUAAUUCUUCACUUAGAAAUGAUCUUCUCAAAAUCAUAUUACACCUUUUGAUGAAUUCUGAUGGUAAUACACAAGUACAAAUUGUAAAACUGCUAUGUUCAGAAAUCCAAACCUGGGAAAGUUGUAUUUUCCGCUUUUCGAAAGAGACUUCCGAAGGUUCUGCAGCUAAUCGUUUGAAAAUACAUACUGAGAAGUUUCAAAUCACAGCUGCGGAAUGGGACUCUAUUUUAGGGAUUGGUGCCUCAAUAAAUAUUUGUACAAAACAUUUAUCGGUCAAUCAUGAUAUUGUUGACUCUGUUAGAAGCUUAUUGUUUAUGAAUCCAGAAACGAUUUUAGCAAUUUUGAGUCAUAAUCAAGUAACGAAUGGAUCUCCUUUCAUCGAGAGCAGUGCACUUGUUUGUCUAUUGGAAUCAUUUUACGGACCACUGUCUCAUCUUUUAUGGCCGGAUAUAUCAGAAAACUCGAGCGAAAACUACUACUAUGAACUCUUCAUGUGCUUGAAUACUAAAAUCAUGGACAUAACCCAUAGAUUUACACAAGAAUUGUCAAUCGAAGUGUAUGGUUGUCUGAUUAAAUAUAUCUGUUCAACUACCACAAAACAAUCAUUUAUCAACACGUUCUUAUUGACUAGUCCAUGGAGUAAUAUUAUUCUCGAACACUUACAAAUAGAUGGUUCAGUAAAUAAUGCUGAAAAAUUUUCAUCAUCUUUCCUUGCUUUCGCCAAUGUGCUACUAUCCACGAAAUGUCCUUCAAUUUGUUCAGUUUUAAAUAAAAAUCAGUUGCGAGAAUUAUUACUAGCUUAUAUACAUGAUGAGGGUUUGUACGACUCAAUUACCAAGACUUAUUUAGGAAGUAUAUCUCUAAAGAUUGCUUCCCCAGAUUUUGAAGUUCUAGAUUCCAGGGAGCGAUUAUGCUUAGAAAUUAUGGUUGCAUCGAACAAUUUGCAACCUACUCUCAGUAUCUCGAAUCGAUUUAAUUUGUUUUAUAAAAAAAUAUUUUGUUUAUGAACAUUGAGACUUAUGAGUUUGCUUGUUAUAUGGCCUUAAGGACUAAAUUAUUGGUAAAUAAAACGUAUUUCUCGGCAAUCC